AUGCGCGCUCCUUCCAUGCGCGUCUUACUCGCCCUCGCGGCGGUCCCCGCCGCGGCGGUCCCCCGGUCGUCGUGGGUCAAGCGCGCCCGGAAGGCGCGCGCGGGUCCCCGCGCGGCGCCGGACUUUGGGGCGCCGGAGACGACGCGGCCGAACGCGCCGACGGAAGACUACAAAACUUCCGCGCUCGCGGACGCAGCCGACGCGUCCUACACGCUGGGCCGGAGGCUCGGGUUCCUGCGGGACGUGCGCGACGGGCGGUCGCUCCAGGACGUCGACGACGAGGCGUGCCUCGAGGAGUUCGUCGCGUGCGAACAGGACGCGGCCGGGUGCCUCGCGUGCGUGCUGGAGAUCAUGGAGCACGAGGAGGGCGACGUCGAGGUGCCCGCGGACUUCACGGACUGGGACUGCGACGGCGUCGUGUCCUUCCUCCACACGAUCCACGUCUGCGAGGACCUCGAGGCGCGCGACGACGCCGCGCAAAAGGUCUGCGGCGUCUGGGCCGCGUGCGCGACGGAGGUCCUCGACGACGACGCGGCGACGGCCGCGCCGGCGCCGGCGCCCGUCCCCGCCAACUGCUCGGCGACGGCCUGCGAGGUCCCGCACGCCGCGUGGCUCGGCGACGGAGCCUGCGACGCCGAUAUCUCGCAGUGCUACAACACGGCCGCGUGCGGCUGGGACGGCGGCGACUGCUGCGAGGCCACGUGCCGGGACACGGCGACGCGGACCUGCGGCACGGCGGCGCCCUACGUCUGCAAGGACCCGGACGCGCAGGGCUGCGGGAGCCGCGCGGCCGCGGAGAUCGAGCUCGAGGGCGGCGCGGGCGCGUACGACUACGCGCUCUACAGCGUCAUCCUCGACGGCUUCGCCGCCGUGAGCUCCGGCUCCUACGCCGGCGAAACGUCGACGACGCCGGCCUGCCUCGCCGACGGCUGCUACGUCAUGGAGGUCAAGGCCGACGACACCUACAGCUCGGACCCGCGGUGGGCCGUCAAGAAGAAGGACCCGCAGAGCGGCGCCCUCGUCAUCGCGGCGUCGGGCGGCGGGCCGGCGGUCUGCACCUUCCCCGUCGGCGGCGGCGUCGAGGAGUACUGCCCCGCGGGCUGCGUCGACGAGACGGCGGCCAACUGCAACGACGCGGACCAGUACGUCAUGGCGAUGACGGACGCGGGCUGGAACGGCUGGGGCUUCGUCGGGUACCGCGUCCACAAGCACGACGCCGCGGGCGAGGCCGGCGAGGAGAUCCGCGCGGGCACGCUCGCGAUGGGCCAUUUCGGCGUCGAGCCCAUGUGCAUCCCGGACCCCGGGUGCUACACGGUGACGCUCGAGUGGGGCUGGUGGUCCGAGGAGGUGUCCUGGGAGCUCGGCAAGCGCGGCGCCGGCGCCGUCGCCGCCGGCGGCGCGCCCGCGCAGUGCGACUUCUCCGUCGGGGUCACGGACGCGGGGCAGCCGUUCUGCCCGUCGACGUGCGCGCCGGCCGACGACGCGACGACGGACGACCACCUCAUCACGGGCGGCUGCGACCCCGACGACGCGUCGAAGCUGCCCUACGCGCUGGAGAUGUACGACGCCGACGGCGACGGCUGGGGCGGCGUCCGCUACACGAUCACGGACGAGGCCGGCGCGGAGACGUCCGGGUCGCUCAACUUCGGCUUCCAGGGCCAGGACGAUUUAUGUCUGGCGCCGGGCUGCUACGACUUCUCCUUCCCGCCGCGGUCGUCCCAGAGCCGCGCCGCGGGCUGGGCCCUCGGCGACGUCACGGAGGGCGGCGUCGUCUUCUCCGGGUCGUCGUCCGCGUCGUGCGUCUUCGCCGUCGGCGGCGGCGAGUGCCCCAGCGGGCCCCACACGAAGGAGGCCUGCGGCUUCGACGGCGUCGAGACGCCGCCGCCGACGUCCGUCUUCGAGUGCGACGCGUCGCAGGCUCUGGCGGUCAUGCGCGUCGUCGAUUCCUGGGGCGACGGCUGGAACGGCGCGGACUUCACGAUCACGGACGCCGAGGGCGCCAUCGUCGGCUCGGACACGCUGCGCGACGGCGCCUACGCCGAGUUCCCCUACUGCGUCGACGGCGGCUGCUACAACGCGGCCGUGUCGUCGGGCGAGUGGCGCGAGGAGGUGUCGUGGCAGCUCGUGGAGCUGCUGCCCGACGGCACGUCCCUCGUGCGCGCCCACGGCGCGGCGCCGGAGCAGUGCGGCUUCGCGCUGGCCGCGGGCAACGGCGAGGCGUCGAUCGUCCACUGCGACACGGCCUGCGCGACGCAGCGCGCGGCGUCCGACGACUGGAAGGGCAUCGGCGACGACGACUUCUGGAACCCGGGCUGGGACGACGCGGCGUCGGGCUACGCCUACGACUACGGCGACGGCUACGCGCCCAACUGCGAGAACGGCGACGACUGCGGCGUCUUCGACAACUUUGCGGGCUGGGCCGCUGCGUCGGCGAUCGUCGACUGCCUCGACCAGACCGUGCCGGACCGCGCGGGCGACGACCCCUUCGUGCCCGAGCUCUGGGCCGACCGGCCCGAGCUCUGCGAGGGCACCUACGACUUUGGCGAGCUCGACGCGUUCGAGGCGUGCGCCAAGGAGCUCGAAGAGGGGGUCGGCGACGUCGACGCGCAGCACGCCAAGGCCAAGGCCUGCAUGGCGCUCCUCGUGUCCGCGGCGCCCGACGGGUCCGAGGACCUGGAGUCCGACGACGAGCUCGUGAAGCGCCUGGCGACGAUGGUCUACUACGCGGGCGACGUCGGCUUCUGCGACUGCGCCACGAACGAGGAGGCCAUCCCGGCCUGCAACGACUUCGCCGACUUCCGCGCCGUCGUCCGCGAGGCCCACGAGGCCUGCGACGCCCUCGACGCCAUCGACUGCGCCUACCUCGGCGCCUACGCGGCCGAGUGCGAGACGGGCCUCGUGAACAAGUUCGGCGUCCUCGACCUCGCGUCUCCCGACCAGUGCGCCUACGUCGACGACGACGGCUGCGGCGGCAUGGCCAUCCCCGCCGUGCGCAAGUGGGACUGCCUCUUCGACGACAACUACGAGCUCACGGCCGCGCAGAAGACGUUCGUCCUCGACGUCGUCACGUACUGCGUCGACGGCGACACCGACGACGGCGCGUCGCCCACGCGGACCGACGACUACGUGCCGCCGGACCACAAGCUCACGGACGACGACGCCCACGCCUCGUCCCACCGCUCCGACGACGACGGCGCCGCGCCGCGCGCGAACCCCGUCGUCGUCGCCUUCUCCGUCAUCGGCGUCGCCGCGGUCCUCGCGGCCAUCGCCUUCGUCUUCUACAAAUACAUCUACAAGCAGAGCGACGCGAGGCCAGGCCGCGACGGCAACGCCUACGGCGUCGCCUUCGCGCCCCUCGGCCGCGACGACGACGACAACGCGUACGUCGCGCCGGGCGGCGUCUGA
This is a messenger RNA of Aureococcus anophagefferens, 3405 nucleotides long. RefSeq names its product expressed protein. NCBI's taxonomy places the organism in Eukaryota, Pelagophyceae, Pelagomonadales, Pelagomonadaceae. The record is from RefSeq and is a predicted model, not a curated record. The transcript has a single exon. The coding region runs from base 1 to 3405 and encodes 1134 amino acids.